Molecule: messenger RNA, 778 nt
Organism: Sesamum indicum (sesame)
Lineage: Eukaryota; Viridiplantae; Streptophyta; Magnoliopsida; Lamiales; Pedaliaceae
Gene: PFD5
Product: prefoldin 5
Biological process (GO): RNA polymerase I assembly; protein folding; RNA polymerase III assembly
Cellular component (GO): prefoldin complex; cytoplasm
Source: RefSeq, a predicted model, not a curated record
GAAGGAACUGAGUGUAAUUCGACGCAGAGAGGCAGGGGAAUGGCGGCGUCGUCGUCUCGAAUGGAGAUUGAGAAGCUGAGCUUGGAGCAGCUGAGAGGUCUGAAAGAGCAAGCCGAUUUGGAAGUCAAUUUGUUUCAAGACAGCCUCAACAACAUCCGCACCGCCACCGCCCGCCUUGAGAUCGCCUCCUCCGCCCUCCACGACCUCUCCCUCCGCCCUCAAGGGAAGAAAAUGCUGGUGCCCUUAACGGCGUCGCUUUACGUGCCCGGAACGCUGGACGACGCGGAGAAGGUCUUGGUGGAUGUGGGCACUGGUUAUUUCAUUGAGAAAACGAUGGUGGAAGGUAAGGAUUACUGUGAGCGUAAAAUUGCUUUGCUCAAGUCCAACUAUGAUCAGCUUCUUGAGGUGGCUACUAAAAAGAAAAGUAUAGCAGACGAGGCUGGGGCGGUUUUACAAGCAAAACUGAAGCAAUUGUCUCCUGCACACUAACAACUUUGGCACGGGCCGGUUUUACAAGCAAGAUUGAAGCAAUUGUCUCCUGCACAUUAACAACUUUGGCACCAUCAUUUGUUGCAUUAUUAUUGAAUUUAAACUUUGUGCGGAUGUGGUCAGCAAAUGGGCAUGGACGUGUUACUGUUAUAGACUUGCAUUUGCUGAGAGGAAAAGGGCCCAUAGAUCAAUGGGGACUCUAAGAGUGAAAUGUCUUGAAAUGGUCUUCUUUGCACUCCUGGAUAUUUUGUUGAUGCUUAUGCAAGACAGUUUAUCUUGUUCCUUUGUU